Linum tenue is the source of this 4711-nucleotide messenger RNA. Lineage: Eukaryota; Viridiplantae; Streptophyta; Magnoliopsida; Malpighiales; Linaceae. The record is from the annotation of a GenBank genome assembly.
AUUACAAAAGAGAAAAAGAAAAAAAAUAUUGGGGCGGGGAGGGAAGGAGAUAGAAGAAAGAAACAAAGCACAGCACAGAGGCAAAGAAGAACAAGUGUCCAACUUCUGGUUUCCAUAAUUACUUCGUCACAAUCAAUCUCCUCUCUCCAUGCCACACCAAUCAAAAACCUAAUUCCUAAUCGGAGCGAACCAGUAACCGUCAACUGAAAUCCGCAAUUAGGGAGCCGCAGCAAUGGCUUCUGCAAGUUCAACGGCUGCUUCGGCUUUCCUGCCGAUGACGACCAGUCCUCGCAUCAGUGCCAAGAAGGAUGGAAGCAGUUUCCCGAGGGUUAACAAGAGCUUCAACUCCGUGCAGCCUCAACCGUUGCCAAGGCUUCGUUGCACACCGUUGACUCGAUUCCAUGCUACGUCUCACUCCAUCUUUUCUCCUAGAAGGUUGUCAAAUGGUGCUGUUAAUGGGGGCGGCAGUUCUUGUAGAAAGAAGAAUAAGGCUCACAGACAAUAUAGUUCAUUUCUUGGGGAACAGAUGGAGGAAGGUUCUUUUUCCAAAUUAUCCAAGUGCGCAUCCUGUUCGAUGAGAUACCGACGAAGCCGUUACACAUUGAAAAAGUACCUACCUGGAGCCUUCAGUGACAAGUCUACUUUCCGUUUUCCUGGUCACUCGCUCAAUGCUGCUUCAGUGAAGCGCCUCCAUGUUCCACGUGCUUCCGUGGGCCCCAAUGAGCCACAUGCUGCAAGCACAGCCUGUCCAGAUGGCAUACUGGAGAGGCAAGAUUCAGAUAUACCAUUCUCUGAAUUAGAAAGGAUGGGUCUGACUGAUUUCUUAGGUUCCGAACUGCCUUCUCAUCCAAAAUUAUACCGAGGGCAGUUGAAAAACGGGCUCCGCUAUCUUAUCUUACCAAAUAAGGUUCCGCCAAACAGGUUUGAAGCACACAUGGAAGUUCAUGCAGGAUCUAUAGACGAGGAAGAAGAUGAGCAGGGAAUUGCGCAUAUGAUUGAACAUGUUGCAUUCCUUGGUAGUAAGAAACGUGAAAAACUUCUUGGAACUGGUGCUCGAUCCAAUGCUUAUACUGAUUUCCACCACACAGUGUUCCACAUCCAUUCACCAACAACUAAUAAGGGUGCUGAUGGAGAUCUACUACCAUCUGUUCUGGAUGCUUUGAAUGAGAUUGCCUUCCAACCAAAAUUCCUUGCUGCUCGAGUGGAAAAAGAGCGGCGUGCUAUACUUUCAGAACUACAAAUGAUGAACACAAUUGAAUAUCGUGUUGAUUGUCAGCUAUUGCAGCAUCUGCAUUCCGAAAACAAGCUGAGCAAAAGGUUCCCGAUUGGAUUGGCGGAGCAGAUUAAGAAGUGGGAUGCUGACAAGAUUAGGAAAUUUCAUGAACGUUGGUACUACCCUGCUAAUGCAACCCUAUAUAUUGUUGGCGACAUUGAUAAUGUAUCAAUGACCAUCAAUCAGAUUGAGACUGUCUUUGAGCAAGCUGGUGAAAAUGAGGCAGCUCCCACACCUGCACCUAAUGCAUUUGAAGCAGUGGCUAGUUUCCUUGUUCCAAAGCUCUCAGUUGGGAUGCCUGGAAGCCAACCCCAAUCAUCUACUUCGGUAGAUCAAUCCAGUAAUGUAAAAAGAGAAAGGCAUUCAUCUCGGCCUCCUGUGAAGCAUAAUUGGUCCUUUCCUGGUAGCAAGGCAUAUUUGAAGCCCCCUCAAAUAUUUCAACAUGAGUUGCUACAAAAUUUCUCAAUUAAUUUGUUCUGCAAGAUUCCGGUGAACAAAGUUCAAACUUAUGGUGAUUUGCGUAAUGUUUUGAUGAAAAGGAUUUUUCUAUCUGCACUUCAUUUUAGGAUUAACACAAGAUACAAGAGUUCAAAUCCGCCGUUUACUUCAAUAGAACUGGAUCACAGUGAUUCUGGAAGGGAAGGUUGUACUGUUACAACUCUAACAGUUACCGCAGAACCCAAGAAUUGGCAAAGUGCAAUAAGAGUUGCUGUCCAAGAGGUCCGAAGGCUGAAAGAGUUUGGCGUUACCAAAGGUGAAUUAACUCGCUACAUGGAUGCCCUUCUGAAGGACAGUGAACAUCUAGCUGCCAUGAUAGAUAACGUGUCAUCAGUUGAUAAUUUGGAGUUCAUUAUGGAGAGUGAUGCUCUGGGGCACACUGUAAUGGACCAGAAACAAGGCCAUGCAAGUUUGGUUGCUGUUGCUGGGACCGUUACUCUUGAAGAAGUUAAUGCUGUUGGCGCUGAGGUACUGGAAUUUAUUUCUGAUCACGGAAAGCCUAGUGCACCUGUUCCUGCAGCUAUUGUUGCAUGUGUACCUAAGAAAGUGCACAUUGAAGGAGUGGGGGAAACUGAGUUCAAGAUAUCUCCUGUUGAAAUUACAGAAGCCAUAAAGUUUGGGUUGGAGCAACCCAUAGAGGCUGAACCAGAGCUUGAAGUACCGAAGGAGCUGAUAUCUUCAUCACAGUUAGAGGAGCUGAGAUUACAACGCAGUCCUUCCUUCAUUCCUUUAGAUCCAAAACUAAAUGUCACCAAAUUGCAUGACCCUGAAACAGGGAUCACUCAGUGCCGCCUGUCAAAUGGAAUGGCUGUCAACUACAAGAUCUCCAAAUCUGAAUCUCGUGGCGGUGUAAUGCGACUUAUUGUUGGUGGAGGGCGAGCAGAAGAAGGUUUGGAUUCAAAAGGAUCUGUGAUCGUCGGUGUUCGAACUCUUAGUGAGGGAGGUCGUGUUGGAAACUACUCAAGAGAACAAGUAGAACUUUUUUGUGUGAAUCACCUAAUAAACUGCUCUCUGGAGUCGACUGAAGAGUUCAUUUGUAUGGAGUUCCGGUUUACACUACGAGACAAUGGGAUGCGAGCAGCUUUUGAGUUACUUCACAUGGUGCUUGAGCAUAGUGUUUGGUUGGAUGAUGCCUUUGAUAGAGCAAGGCAAUUGUAUCUGUCCUACUACCGGUCAAUUCCCAAAAGCUUGGAACGGGCAACCGCUCACAAACUCAUGACAGCAAUGUUAAACGGGGAUGAGAGAUUUAUUGAACCAUCACCACAAUCACUACAGAAUUUGAAUUUGGAUUCUGUGAAAGAUGCUGUGAUGAAUCAGUUUGUUGGCGAUAACAUGGAGGUAAGUAUUGUGGGAGAUUUUACCGAGGAGGAGAUUGAAUCUUCCAUUAUUGAUUUCCUGGGGACAGUUAGAGUAACGGGGAGUUCUAGCAGUCAGAAACAAACUACUCCAGUCUUGUUUCGACCCUCGGCUUCCAACCUGCAGUCGCAACAAGUGUUCCUGAAGGAUACAGAUGAGAGGGCUUGCGCAUAUAUUGCCGGUCCUGCGCCAAACCGUUGGGGUCUAACUGUAGAUGGAGAAGACCUGUUUCAGUCAAUCAAUGAUACAAGCGUCUCAUCAGGUCACCGGUUCGUGACAAUGUAUUAUAUUAUUGUAGAGGAACAAUCUACGGAAGGGAAGGAUGCCCAUAAGGAAUUACAAAUGAAACUACGCAGCCACCCCUUAUUUUUCGGCAUAACAAUGGGCCUGCUGGCUGAGAUUAUAAAUUCAAGGCUAUUUACCACAGUUCGGGACUCCCUGGGACUGACGUAUGACGUUUCAUUCGAGUUGAGCCUAUUUGAUAGGCUUAACCUCGGUUGGUACGUGGUAUCUGUCACUUCAACUCCAAGCAAGGUACACAAAGCUGUUGAAGCGUGCAAAAGCGUUCUCAGAGGAUUGCACAGCAACAAAAUAGCUCCGAGGGAGUUGGAGAGGGCGAAGCGCACCCUCCUUAUGAGACAUGAAGCCGAGAUAAAGUCCAAUGCCUACUGGCUAGGAUUGAUGGCCCAUUUGCAAGCUUCUUCAGUCCCUAGGAAGGAUAUUUCAUGCAUCAAAGAUCUCAUUUGGCUCUACGAAGCUGCAACCAUUGGAGACGUAUAUCUUGCCUACGAGCAGUUGAAAGUGGACGAAGAUUCUCUAUAUUCCUGCAUCGGGGUUGCUGGCGCUCAGGCUGGGGAGGAUGUGACCGCUUCUUUGGUAGAGGAGGGAGAAACGGAAGAUGAUGGAUUCGGGGUACCAAUGCCAGCAGGAGGACGCGGUUUAACUACAAUGACACGGCCAACUACUUGACCUACCUGUGUAGGACCGAAUACGUGGGUUGCUUCCGUCGUCCUCAGGACAAAGACUCUGGCUGCAGCUGUUGCUACUGGUUCAAACUGCUGCCACUCGAUCUACGCCAUUCAUAUACGCCCCCAUCGUCAGCGCUCUGAUUGCUUGACCUUCACGUUUAUGGCUGGAGAUCCACACAACCAUUACCAGCAUCAUUUCUCGUUGGGAGAAAUUCAUUCAUAGGCAUUGUAAACGUAAAGAAUACUUGUUCUACCAUUUUUGGGUGUAUAAUGAAUAAUGACUGCAAUGGUCAUGUUUCUUACAAUAAUAGUAAUAGAAAGUAGAAAUGUAAAGUUCUCAAUUUUUUAGUUUGGAAACUGAAAAAUUGGUAUAGUUUGGCUGGUAAGCCCUUUGAGAUUGUACUUCUCUGCCUCUGGGUGCAAACCUAGUGACGGAUUCACCCUACUCUUUGCUGGAAGCCUAUGAAGAGCUCCCGGCGAGUAAAGCAGAUUUCGAAGUGAUCUUCGUUGCUUCGGACAAAGACGAUGAAUCUUUUGACGAAUGCUUUUCCAUAACUCGGAUACUCGUGCUAGUCACAACACAUGUUAAAUUCUAUCAUUUCUCUGCAAUGUAGUC